This is a messenger RNA of Penicillium daleae, 1983 nucleotides long. RefSeq names its product putative phenol 2-monooxygenase. The transcript is spliced from 5 exons. Gene Ontology annotation, molecular function: FAD binding. NCBI's taxonomy places the organism in Eukaryota, Fungi, Ascomycota, Eurotiomycetes, Eurotiales, Aspergillaceae. The coding region runs from base 1 to 1983 and encodes 660 amino acids. The record is from RefSeq and is a predicted model, not a curated record.
AUGGAGCCAGCAAACGACAACGUCGAAUCAAAGACAGAUGUGCUCAUCAUUGGAGCAGGGCCAUCAGGUCUGAUGGCAGCGUACUGGAUGGCCCGCUGUGGUAUCAACGCGCGCAUAGUGGACAAGCGGGGGACUAAAGUGUUCACAGGCCAAGCUGAUGGUUUACGCUCAAGGACUCUGGAGCUUUUUGACAGUAUAGGAUUCCAGCAUCGUGUCCACCAGGAGGGUCAUGUAGCUGUUGAAGCUAACUUUUGGGUCCCUGAUGGGAAGGGCAAUCUCAUUCGACAGGGUCCACACUGCAGCUCCAAAGUCAACGAGUCACCCUUCCGCAAUAUGCUACUGAAUCAGGGCCGCAUUGAGCGAUUCUUACUAGACAGUAUACAAGAACAUUCUGACCUUCAGGUUGAGCGAGGUGUGAUUGCAGAGACGUUUGAAUAUCACAAUGAAGUGGACGACGAUCCAAUGGGCUAUCCAAUUACCGUUAAGCUACGAACUCUGAGUGACGAAGCCAACCCUCCAGGUCUCCAUAUGGCAGGGCCAAACCAGAGCGCAGUGGCGAGUGGAGUGGCUCCAGGUAAUCUACUACCAGACGACUGGAUCGAACUGAUUGCAAAGAGCAAAGCAAAAGAAACCAAGACGGAGAUCAUCAAAGCCAAAUAUCUCAUUGGCUGCGACGGGGCACACAGCUGGACGAGGAAGCAGGUGAACAUCCCUUUAGAAGGGUCAACUACAGAUCACAUUUGGGGUGUGAUUGAUGUAGUUCCCAUUAGCAACUUUCCGGAUAUCCGUCGCCUAGGAACUGUGACCCAUGCGUCGGGUACCAUCCUCGUCAUUCCCCGGGAACGAAACAUGGUCCGUUUAUACGUUCCAGUACAGACAAUCGAAGCAAGCGCCGCCAGUGAAGGCCGUUUUGAUCGCUCAAAAAUUACAUUGGAGAUGAUCAAGGGGCGAGUACAAGCAAUAUUUGCUCCGUAUACAUUCGAUUUCCAGAUAUGCGACUGGUGGACCGCAUACCAGAUUGGGCAACGCAUUGCACCAACUUUCUCCAAAGGAAGCAGAAUAUUUCUCGCUGGAGAUGCAGUACAUACUCAUUCGCCAAAAGUGGGCCUGGGAAUGAACAUGAGCAUGCAAGACGGCUUCAAUAUCGGCUGGAAAGUGGCCCUGGUAGCGGCAGGUGCUGCCCAGGCAUCAAUUCUGGGUACUUACGACGCGGAGAGACACCGUCUGGCCGAGAUGCUGCUCGAUUUUGACCGACAUUGGUCCGGGCUGUUCACCGACGGCGACGGAGAGAGCAAAACCCGCAACAUGAUCAAAGUCGUCGAACUGUUUGAAGACUUUGCGGAGGGAAGAAAUUCAUUCUAUGGCACUAGUGAGCUCGUGUGGAAGCUUGAGAAUGAUGAGGGUCCUCCUGCAGCUCGGCAUAUGAUCCCUGGCGAGCGUUUUCCUCCGGUUAAGCUGCGCAUGCAAGCAGAUGGUAACCUCAGAUGGACAACAAGACUUCUGGAAAGCGAUGGACGAUUCCGGGUGGUAAUCUUGGCGGGUGAUGUCCGAACAGCAACCCAGAAGGACCGGCUUUUGGUCUUGACACAACAUCUCUCCAAAAGCGAUGGGAAACAAGGGGCGGUACUUGACCGUUAUGCUCCGAUUGUAGGGUGUUUCGAUUGCGUUAUUGACGUGAUAGCCAUCCACAGCGCGCCGUGGACUGAAGUGGAAUUUUUUGAUUUCCCAGAGAUCCUGCGCCCAUUUGAUCCUGUCCAAGGGUGGAAAUACGACAAAGUUUGGUGCGAUGAUGCUUGUAUCUGGGAUAGGGAUUGUGAUGGAAAGGGCUAUGAGCGAUGGGGAGUGGACCGAUUGCUAGGCGCCAUGGUGGUUGUUCGUCCUGAUCAAUAUAUCGGAUGGGCUGGUGAGCUGCAAGAGGUUGAUGAGUUGACUCGUUACUUGGAUGGCAUUUUGAUUCAGAAGACAGCCAACGAGGGCUUGUAG